UAGCUGCCUAGUAUCGGAGAACGAUGGCCCCGAUAGGUUCAUACCAAUACACCUCCUGAUAUCGAAGAAGCAGAGGAAAAUAUGAGAAAAAGUGGAAAAAUAACAAAACAAACGUGGAAAAAACGUUGAAAAAGGCGACGCGCAAUUGCUGAACGAGUGCACGACAAACACGCGAUUAAAACGGCGUGCGCGGAAAAGCGGAAAAACCAUAGAACAAAGCGAAAAAGUGAAGAGCCAUCACAGCGACGAAGAUGAGCGAAGAAGAAGAAGCGAGGCAGCAGCAGCAGCAAUAAUAAGUUGUUCUCUGUGCGAGUGAGAGAGUGCAGCAGAGCAAAAUAGGGGCAUAAAAAACGCGAAAUAAACGAAAAUAAGAAUACGAGAUUGCUGCGGAGUGAGUGUGCACAACGGUAGAAGUCCCGUUGCCCGCAAAAAUCCACAGUCCCGCGUGCCAGUGUGUGUGCCCGCGUGUGUUCGUGUGUUGGUGAGCUUUUCCAUUGGUGUGCGAAAAACAAAAGCCAAAAAAUCGGGGCAAAGAAUAUAUAGAAAUCAAGGAAAUGCAAUAUAGAAUCGGCCGACGCCGCCGCUUUUGCUGCGUGCUGUAAUCCCAAUUGGACACCCAAUUAGAGGCACAUUCGUCCGCCUAGCAGUGUGUGUGUGCGUGUGUCUGUGUGAAAAGAGGUCAAAGGCGCAACGAAAGUUUUUCACUUUUCAUGCGGUAACCAAAAAAAAUAGCGCAAAAAGUGCCAACCAGCUGAGAGCGCAAAAUAAAAAAAAACAACGUCGCAGUUUUGCGUUAAAACAAUAAACCUCUCGAAGUGUGCGUGCGCGUGCGGCUGUGUGUGUGUAAGAGCGAGGAGAAAUAACACACAAAAAAACAAUCAGUUGUUAAAAUAAUCCCCCAGCAAACCGAUUUUUGGAUUUAACAACUCUCGGCUCGCAAACAACUCAAAAUCAAAUCUGGUUUUAUUAAGCGACGCAAAAAAACACAAAAAAAAUAACGCAAAAGGCCAUAACAAUAACAACAAAUAAAAAGCGCCAAAAACUUAAUUCUUCUAUAUGAGAUUUUAAUCAAGCAAGAAUCCAAUUUGCAUAGCACAAGAGCGACAGAGAGAGCAAGAGAUCCAAUCGGAGUUAGCGGCGAACGAGAGAGAAUCUUCCUACCGGAGACACAAUCUCCACAAUGGCCAAUCCGCGCAAGUUCAGCGAGAAGAUCGCGCUGCAGAAGCAAAAGCAGGCGGAGGGCACAGCGGAAUUUGAGCGGAUCAUGAAGGAGGUGUAUGCCACGAAAAGGGAUGAGCCGCCGGCGAAUCAAAAGAUCCUAGACGGCCUGGUCGGCGGACAGGAGGUAAGCCAAUCCUCGCCAGGCGCAGGCAAUGGGACGGGCGGAGGUGGCAGUGGUUCCGGCAGUGGAGCCAGCGGCGGAGGAGCCUCGCCAGAUGGCCUGGGAGGCGGCGGUGGUUCUCCGACGGCUUAUCGAGAGUCCCGAGGACGCAGCGUGGGUGUGGGUCCCAUGCGAAGACCCUCAGAGCGCAAGCAGGAUCGUUCGCCCUACGGCAGCAGCAGCACGCAACAAACCCUAGACAACGGCCAGCUAAAUCCGCACCUUCUUGGUCCACCUACGGCGGAGAGUUUGUGGCGGCGGUCCAGCUCCGAUUCGGCGCUGCACCAAAGCGCGCUGGUGGCGGGCUUCAAUAGCGACGUGAACUCGAUGGGCGGAAACUAUCAGCAGCAGCAACAUCAGCAACAACAGCAACCCGGCCAGCCAAGAUCUCACUCGCCGCACCAUGGGAUAAACAGGACCAUGAGUCCGCAGGCGCAACGGAGGAAGUCGCCGAUACUGCAACCCCAUCAGCUGCAGUUGCAGCAACUGCAACAGCAGCAGCAACAUAUGCAACAUCAGCAUCAGCUGCAUCAGCAGCUCCAAAUGCAGCAGCUGCAACAGCACCAGCAGCAACACCAGCAGCAGCAGCAGCAACAGCAGAACACGCCAUACAACAACGCCAAAUUCACGAAUCCUGUGUUCCGGCCGCUGCAGGAUCAGGUCAACUUUGCCAACACCGGCUCCCUGCCCGAUCUCACGGCCCUGCAGAACUAUGGACCUCAGCAGCAGCAGCAGCAAUCCCAGCAACAGCAGUCGCAGCAACAACAGCAGUUGCAGCAAACCCUGUCGCCAGUCAUGUCUCCGCACAAUCACCGCCGCGAACGGGAUCAGUCGCCCAGUCCGUUUAGUCCGGCGGGUGGAGGAGGCGGAGCAGGUCCCGGGUCGCCCUAUCAGCAGCAACAGCACUCGCCCACCGGAAACACGCAACAGCAGCAGCACCAACAGCCCAGCAACUCGCCGCACCUGUCCUUUACCAAUCUGGCCACCACGCAGGCAGCUGUUACCACAUUUAACCCGCUUCCCACGCUGGGACCGCACAAUGCCACCGACUACCGCCAGCCACCGAAUCCUCCUAGUCCACGCUCUUCGCCCGGCUUGCUGAGCAGCGUAUCGGCCACGGAUCUGCACUCCAGUGCACCGGCCAGUCCCAUACGACAGCAGCAACAGGCCCAUCAGCAGCAACAGGCGCAGCAACAACAGCAACAGUUUGAUAACUCCUACAACAGUCUGAAUACCUCGUUUCACAAUCAGUUUGAGAUUUUCUCGCUGGGCGACAGCAAUUCCUCGCCGGAACAGCAGGGCUUCGCAAAUAAUUUCGUGGCCCUUGACUUUGACGACCUGAGUGGCGGCGGAGGUGGUGGCCCCGGCGGUGGGGGCGGCAGCAAUGGGGGAGGUCUGACCAAUGGCUAUAAUAAGCCGGAGAUGUUGGACUUCAGCGAGCUGAGUGGCAGCCCGGAGGCGAGUGGGAACAACAACCACAUGCGGCGAGGAGUGAGCAACCUGAACAACAACGGGUUGAGCAAUGGUGUGGUGGGAUCCACGCACAACGGCAGCACAAAUCUAAAUGGAGCGGGGAACAACAAUAGUAGUAGUGGAGGUGGCACGGCGCAGGAUCCUUUGGGAAUAACCACUUCGCCUGUGCCCUCACCCUUGGGCUGCCCCAGUUCACCGCUGCCGAUACCGAUUCCGAUGUCGGCGCAGAGCUCGCCACAGCAGCAACACCACCACCAUCAGCAGCAGCAACAACAGCAUCAUCAGCAGCAACACCAUCAGCAGCAGCAAUUAUCAUUAUCUCUGCACCAUUCGCCGCAUCAUUCGCCGAUGCAUUCGCCGCACCAUGGGAAUUCACCGCUUUCAAGCAGCUCGCCAGUGAGUCACAAUGCCUGCUCCAACUCCAAUGUGGUGAUGAACCACCAGCAGCAGCAGCAACAACAUCACCACCAGCAACACCAUCAUCAGGGCUCCUCGCAAAGUCACACGCCGACCACAGCGAAUAUACCCUCGAUUAUCUUUAGUGAUUACUCCUCCAACGCGGAUUAUACCAGGGAGAUCUUCGACUCCCUCGACCUGGAUCUGGGCCAGAUGGACGUAGCCGGCUUGCAGAUGCUGUCCGACCAGAACCCCAUCAUGAUCGCCGAUCCCAACAUCGAGGAUAGUUUUCGACGCGACCUCAACUGAUACUAUGAGGAGGCUGUUGCGGCCAUUGAGAGCGGAGUGCUGCUGGAGGAGGACUACCAGGCGCUGCUCGGAUCAGAGGCGCUGGCGGAUGAACAGGUGGUCACAGUCGAGGCCGCCGGAGCCGCAGCAGCAGUAGUAACAGUUGAAGAGGCAGCCCCAGUUAGCGACAAGGACAAAAAAGAUUUGGAAGUUGUGGAACUUCUGGUGUCCGGAGUUAUGGAUGACCUGGUGGACUCCAGUGACCUGGACGAGGAAGUGCGCAAUUUCUUUUUUUAGGCAGGCAGCAAGUCAUUUUUGUCGUUAACACAACUGAUGGAAUUUUCGUUUUUAACACAGAUGAGGAAGUGAAUUAAGUUUUUUAAAACGCAUUCACUUGCCAUUUCUCGAUUAAAUGCCAUAUUACUUAAGCUCAGGAUUUACAAGCUUAAUGUGAAUUAAGUUAAUUUCGGAAAUGCUGACGAGAGUGAUUGCAAAGUUCAAAAUUGAUAUAAAUUCACUUCCGCAAAUUCAUGCUGAAACUGAAAGUUUUCUAACAGUCCUCAAUAUUGUUAUCUCGUUAUCGUCCGUGCUUUCGUAGCUAGCUCCUACAAAAAAAAAAAUAUAAAAAAAAUUAACAAAUUGUUAACCCUUAAGUGUACUUGAGUGUCUUUUUACACCCUCUUUCCUCAAAAAUCCCUAGCACCCUGAAAAAGCGAAACAUAUUUUACAGCGAGUCUCAGAUUUUACUUAACUACGCACAUAAGUCACUAUACAAUUUACACAAUUAAGCUCUAAUUUCUGUAUAUAAUACAAUAACUAUGGGGAAGAAAGCGAAAAGGAUUGAAACCAAAAAGUGUCUUAGACCAACGACCAAAAUUAUAUUCUCUAAACGAAAAUGAUGAAUGCUGGAAAGAGGAUGGAGGAUUUGGAACAGCCAGCCCCUCUGAGCAUUGGAAGUCCUGAUAACUAUCCAUUCGGAUAUGCCAUUCAACCCGUCUCCGUUCGUUUGUUUGAUCCAGAUAAUAGUUAGCUAAUUACACAUUAAUUAAAAUUACACCCAACCCAUAUUAUAAUCCCAAUGUGCCGUGGAAGCAAUUACUAGAGUUUAAGAUGCCGAUAACGAAACCGAUCCCCUCAGUGCUGCAAAGUCUUCAGAGCCCCCCGCGAAAAUAUUUCGAAUAGAAAAACGAUAGAUAUAUGUAUAUUCGAGACCUUUCUUCAUAAACGCAGUAUCACAAACUAAUCGAGUAUAUAACCAUACAGACAAACGCAUAUGUAACGAUAUAGAGUAUAUGUCUAUGCAUAUAGAGUUAAUAGUCCAGGCACAAGUGCAGAUCACAAUUGGAAUCCAGUUCCAGUUUUCUGCUCCGACAAAUUUUACGAAAUCAACAAGAAUCAAAAGCGAACUCAAAAAUUAAAGAAAUUUUUUACAAGUCUUUAACCAAUAGUAGAUAGGAUUUUCAAAAAAAAAAACAAAACUUUUUCCGAACACUUAAGCAUGAAACUUCGUCUACUACCAUAAUACCCAAAUCAACUUCAAUCCGUUGUUUUUUCAAAUCAUUUUAUUACGAACGUAAACAAAAAUUUAAGAAUCAAAUCAAAGAAAGCUUUAUGGCCACCAACCAACAAUAAGGAGAAUGAAAUAGUUAGUAUAAGGCGAUCGUAAACCCUGCAUAAUAUGUACUGUUUAUAAAUAAUACGAAAUCUGUAAAACAUAUACACACACAAAUCAUUGAGUCUAAAUCUACUUAACAAUUGUUAAAAAAUGAUACAAGUGGGAUAAAAAAUACAAAACCAAUAAGCUUCAAAAGUGCAAAGAGAAAAUGUUUUAUUUAAAUCGAGUACCAGAACUUCUUAUACAUAUAUACAUACAUAACUAUUCGUAAUAAUGAUAAAUAUUAGUAACAAAGAUGUUUUUGCUAAUAAAGUCCCAACAAAAAAUUUCCUUUUUCUAAUUAUCGAUGUAAAACUCUAGUUAUAACAUAAACUUAAUUGAGACGAGAAAAACUUUACAAGCGACACACAAAAAGCGACGAAAAAGAAAAAUACAUAUAUAAAUGUAAUUUAAAAAUGUAAUUUAUGUGGGAAACGCGCAAAAUAUAUAUAUAUAUAUAGAUCGAUAACAUUUGUCUCUGCUGCUUUGUGUUAAAAUAUACACGUAAAUAAAAUGAAAAUCUUGAAGAAUUAUAAUAAUACUAGAUAAGUGAGAGAGAAAUGCUAAUUAUAAAUUAUACUAUUAUUAUUAUACGAUACGUACUAAGUAAUUGUGUAUGUAAUAUAUAAUUACAUUUAGAAAAAUAAAGGUACAUCAACAACAGCAACAAAUACCGCAGAACCGAGGAGAAUAAGCCAUAAGAUUAUAUUCAAUGUAAUAACACAGUUAUUUGUUUCAAAUAAAUCUUAAAUUUGAUUUUAAAGUCCA
Drosophila mauritiana is the source of this 5960-nucleotide messenger RNA. RefSeq names its product DNA N6-methyl adenine demethylase (gene Crtc). Gene Ontology annotation, cellular component: cytoplasm; nucleus. The coding region runs from base 1181 to 3559 and encodes 792 amino acids. The record is from RefSeq and is a predicted model, not a curated record. Gene Ontology annotation, molecular function: cAMP response element binding protein binding. NCBI's taxonomy places the organism in Eukaryota, Metazoa, Arthropoda, Insecta, Diptera, Drosophilidae. Gene Ontology annotation, biological process: protein homotetramerization; positive regulation of transcription by RNA polymerase II. The transcript is spliced from 2 exons.